This is a messenger RNA of Durusdinium trenchii, 588 nucleotides long. The record is from the annotation of a GenBank genome assembly. NCBI's taxonomy places the organism in Eukaryota, Dinophyceae, Suessiales, Symbiodiniaceae.
AUGUGGCAGGCGCAAACUCCAUGUGGUGGAAGCUCAGCUGCGUCCACACCAGUUGAGCCACAAGAGAGAGAGAAGAAGGAUAAGAAAGACAAAAAAGAGAAGAAGGACAAGAAAGACAAAGACAAGAAAUCAAAGAAGGAAAAGAAACAGGACCGUCGUACUCCCACUCCAGAAAGUACCCGUCUUCCAUCACCGUUCAUCCCGCCGCUGGAGUGUCCUGGGGCAUCUUCACCAUCGAUCCAAUCUGUAGAUACGGGCAAUAUUUACCACAAGUAUGCCUUGAAUGCAGAGGCCCUUGCUGCAUUGAACAGGAAGGCCACAGCUGAUUUGUUGGCGGAGGGUUUGGGCCCAGCUGAAGUUGCUGAUGGUACAGUUGGGGAAGUAGUUGAACUUUCUGACCAUGUCAAGAAGCUGCGGCAUGCACACCUCAACAAGUUUGGUCGAAGCUUGAAGAGCAAAUCCACCCCGGCUGAAAUCAAAGUCCUGGCCCGCAAUAUCCGUGCAGGCCAGGGACAUACAGGCUAUAACAGUCACUUGCACCAUUCCAUGAAUCAUGCGUUUAAAUGCUUAUUCCAUUUUUGCGGGUGA